Molecule: messenger RNA, 4456 nt
Organism: Paramormyrops kingsleyae
Lineage: Eukaryota; Metazoa; Chordata; Actinopteri; Osteoglossiformes; Mormyridae
Gene: sec24b
Product: SEC24 homolog B, COPII coat complex component
Biological process (GO): COPII-coated vesicle cargo loading; intracellular protein transport; endoplasmic reticulum to Golgi vesicle-mediated transport
Cellular component (GO): endoplasmic reticulum exit site; COPII vesicle coat
Molecular function (GO): SNARE binding; zinc ion binding
Source: RefSeq, a predicted model, not a curated record
GUGGCGCCGCGGCGCCGCUCGCAUCCAGCAUCCAGCCGCAGAGCAUCAGCUAAUCCCACGUACUGGGACGGAGGGCGUCCGUCGAGCGCUCCUAACGGCGCUGUUUGCCAUUAAUAAGAAACAAAGUGAUAGAAUAAUUAAUGGUGAUUCACCGGUUCACCGCAUGAAUUUAUUUUUUAUUAACAAGAAGCGCUGAAAGGAGAGAUGUCGGCGAAUUUGAACCCCUCCGCCGGGUACAACUUGAACGCGACGCAGAACGGAGGCGCAGCUCCUCCCUGCCAGAACGGCCCUGGACAGACAUACCCGUCCGUGUACCAUGCCGCAGGGUAUUACAGCUCCCAUCCGCAGAGCUACCCUCCUGUAAUGGGCCAGGGCCCCGCCCCCUCCGGCAAAGCCCCCGUCAUGAACAGCCAAUACCACCCCAGUUACUACCACAACAGCCACCCCCAGCCAGUUCAGCCCACUGUCAGGGCUGGCCCCCCCGUGUAUGAUGCAGCCCAAACGCAGGUUUCCCAGUCUUGCAGUGCCACCGGCGCCCCCCCCUCCAGCGCUCACCAUGCCCCCCAGCACCCGCCACCAUUUAAGCCGCUGACUAGCUACCCGGCCCCCUACUACGCACCAUACCCCGCCUCUCAGGGACUUGCAGCCACAGCUGCUUCGUCCGCUCCACUAUACCCCGUGGCCUCAUACUCCUCAGCACCAGGGGCCAACCAGUAUAGCACGGUGCGUUCCUCGCAGGCCCCCCAGGCCCAGCUGUACCAGGGCCCCCCGGGAAUUGGAGCCCCUCCCACGGCUGUUUCAACAGCCCCCUGCACCUAUGCCAGGCCCCCGAGCGGCCCCCAAGUGGCUGUCAACGGCCAGGUUAGCGCAGUUUCGUCUCCUGUUCUUCAGCACUAUGACCAGACUCAGCCAGUUGUGACCCAGUCCUACAAAGCCCUCGAUGGUGAUGGUGCUGGGGAGAGACCACCAUCAGGAACUCCUUCCAAUUCCGUGCAUUCUUCUCCAGGCCAUCAUCCUGGCCCGCAAUACGGAUAUGUUGCUAAUAGCGGAGGUAGGUCGUCCACAGCCGCCCCCUCGUCAUCGAGCUCCGAUGAUGAGGACGAUGAGGAGGAGGAGGAUGAGGAAGCAGGGGCUGACAGCUCCACCACAGGCAGCAGCUCCCCCGUCCCCAACAACUACGAGUCCCUGGAGGAUGGAAGCUACCCAGACUCCUCCUCGCUUCCCCCGCCGCCGCCUUCGUCCAAAGCGGUCCCACCUUUCGGCUACAGUUACCCCAACCUCCACCCGGCUUACCAGCAGAAACCAGCCAGCAGAACAGACACCACACCCUCUUACGGUGGAUGCAACCCACCUGGAUAUCAGCCAUUUUCGCAGCCCUUCCCCAACAUGUCCCAGCUGUCCACCGCGCUGGGGGGGCUCAGCGGGGUGCCUGAGCUACAGGUGGAAGGGCUGCGGCCGGUGAACCUGCUGCAGGAGAGGAACAUCCUGCCCCCAAGCCCCCUGCCUGACCCCGAGCCCAACCUGAGCGCUGACCUCAGGAAGGUCAACUGCAGCCCAGACACGUUUCGAUGCACCCUGACCAACAUCCCCCAGACCCAGGCCCUAUUGAACAAAGCCAAGCUUCCCCUGGGCCUGCUGCUGCACCCUUUCAGAGAUCUAACGCAGCUGCCGGUCAUAACGUCCAACACCAUCGUCCGGUGUCGCUCCUGCCGAACCUACAUCAACCCAUUCGUGACUUUUCUGGACCAGAGGCGCUGGAAAUGUAACCUCUGCUACAGAGUCAAUGACGUUCCUGAUGAGUUUAUGUACAACCCCGUGACCCGUUCCUACGGAGAGCCCCACAAGAGGCCGGAGGUACAGAAUUCCACGGUGGAGUUUAUCGCCUCCUCGGAUUACAUGCUCCGCCCCCCUCAGCCUGCCGUCUACCUGUUUGUGCUGGACGUUUCCCACAAUGCAGUGGAGACUGGCUACCUGACCAUCUUCUGCCAGUCCUUGCUAGACAACCUGGAUAAGUUACCAGGCGAUACCCGCACCCGGCUGGGCUUCGUCACCUUCGACAGCACCAUCCACUUCUACAACCUGCAGGAGGGUCUGUCGCAGCCGCAGAUGCUGGUCGUCUCUGACAUUGAAGAUAUCUUCCUCCCCACCCCCGACAGCCUGCUGGUUAACCUGAAGGAGAGCAGAGAGCUGGUAAAAGAUCUCCUGAGCUCCCUGCCCGGAAUGUUCACCCACACCAGGGAGACCCACAGCGCCCUGGGCCCCGCCCUGCAGGCCGCUUACAAGCUCAUGUCCCCCACGGGCGGCCGCGUCUCCGUAUUCCAGACCCAGCUGCCCACCCAGGGGGCUGGCCUUCUGCAGUCCCGGGAGGACCCCAACCUGAGGUCCAGCACCAAGGGAGUUCAGCACCUAGGCCCUGCAACGGACUUCUACAAGAAACUGGCACUGGACUGCUCCGGCCAGCAGAUAGCUGUGGACCUGUUCCUGCUCACCUCCCAGUACUCAGAUUUGGCCUCGUUAGCUUGUGUGGCCAAAUAUUCAGCUGGAAGCAUCUAUUACUACCCGUCGUUCCACCACGUCCACAACCUGCCGCAGCUGGAGAAGUUCCAGAAGGACCUGCAGAGAUACCUGACCAGAAAGAUCGGCUUCGAGGCAGUCAUGCGGAUACGCUGUACUAAAGGCUUGUCAAUCCACACGUUCCACGGGAAUUUCUUCGUCCGUUCCACGGACCUGCUGUCCCUGGCUAACGUCAACCCCGACUCUGGCUUUGCUGUGCAGAUGUCCAUCGACGAGAGCCUGGCCGACACGUCGCUCACCUGCUUCCAGGCCGCGCUCCUCUAUACCUCCAGCAAAGGGAAGCGCCGGAUCCGCGUGCACACGCUCUGUCUGCCCGUCGUGAGCCAGCUGAGCGACGUGUUCGCGGGCGCCGAUAUUCAGGCCGUCACUUGCCUUCUAGCUAACAUGGCCAUCGACCGAUCAGUGUCCUCCAGCCUGUCGGAUGCCAGGGAUGCCCUGGUCAAUGCUGUCGUGGACUCCCUGUCUGCGUACCGCAACACCUCGAACCUGCAGCCCGCAGGCCUGGUGGCCCCUAGCGCCUUGCGGCUCUUCCCCUUAUACGUGCUGGCGCUGCUCAAACAGAAAGCCCUGCGCACGGGCACCAGCACCCGCCUGGACGACCGCGUCUUCGCCAUGUGUGAGUUCAAGAGCCAGCCGUUACAGCACGUAAUGCGCUUAGUGCAUCCCAACCUGUACCGUGUGGACAACCUGUCUGACCAGGGGGCGCUCCACCUAAAUGACCGCAUGGUCCCCCAGCCGCAGCUCCUCCAACUCACAGCCGAGAAGCUGACCAGGGAGGGCGCCUUCCUGAUGGACUGUGGCAGCCUGCUGUACCUGUGGGUAGGAAAGUCCUGCAGUGAGCCUUUCAUAAGAGACGUCCUUGGCUGCCCGGACCACUCGUCCAUCCCACAGAAUAUGUCCCAGAUCCCGGAGCUGGACAACCCUUCUUCAGCGAGGAUGAGGACGUUCCUCAGCUGGCUGCAGGAGUCACGCUCCUUUUGGCCGGUUCUUCAUGUCGUGAAGGAUGACGCUUCCGCCAAGACCAGCUUCUUCCAGCACUUGGUGGAGGACCGGACGGAGUCGGCGUUCUCCUACUACGAGUUUCUCCUCCACAUCCAGCAGCAGAUGUCCAAGUAGGAGGCCCCGGGCACACCGGAGCCCUCGGCGCAAAGCUAGUAGUAUCUUCACAGCACCUGCUGCGUGACCCAUGUUUAGCGGGAGACCUCCACUUGACUUUCCUAGGGUAGAACUACAGAAGCGACAGCAGCCCGCCCCUUCCUUCCAGUCCACCAAUCGGUGAUGGUGAGCGUGUGGACGGGGGGAGGGGGGAAGAGAUGACGACGGCCGGGAUUGGCCGUGGGUCUUGCACCGUCCUGUGGCGCCUCUGAGUGCGCGUUAAGGAGCUUGUUUACCGGUUUCCUGUCUGUGCUGCUGACCAGUCCCCUCUUGCUGGACCCGUGGGCCUGUGCUGGAGCGAGAGGAGCGAGGAAGCGGAGCAUCGCGUCACGUCAUGCCGAGAAGGGCCCCCCCCUCCCCCCCCGCAUGAUGUCACGCUUCACCACGUUUGUGACCCGUGUUCCCUUCCAUCUUUUGAUUUUUUAUUUUUUUUUUUUUUAUUAUUAUUUUGUUUUUGGAUAUACAUCAUUGAACAAACAUCCGACAUCUCUAUGCUAACCAAGACACUCCACCCAUCCCAUCAGAUGCCGCUCAAGAGUGGUGGUGCCCCCUUUCUGCCCAGAGAAACUCCUCCUCCCCGCCCCGCCCGCGUGCUCGGGCGAAACUAGUUCAUGUAACAUCCCUCUUUUUUGGGCAGUAUGAGCAGUUUUUCCCCACUUUGUAAUUCUCUUUUGUGUAAGAUUAUUUAUGAUCUGCUUAUUAAAUAAAACAAAGGUAUUUUGCUUGA